Juglans regia (Persian walnut) is the source of this 2945-nucleotide messenger RNA. Its product is annotated as sister chromatid cohesion 1 protein 3-like. The record is from RefSeq and is a predicted model, not a curated record. Gene Ontology annotation, molecular function: chromatin binding; protein binding. NCBI's taxonomy places the organism in Eukaryota, Viridiplantae, Streptophyta, Magnoliopsida, Fagales, Juglandaceae. Gene Ontology annotation, cellular component: synaptonemal complex; cohesin complex. The coding region runs from base 571 to 2685 and encodes 704 amino acids. Gene Ontology annotation, biological process: replication-born double-strand break repair via sister chromatid exchange; mitotic sister chromatid cohesion; synaptonemal complex assembly. The transcript has 15 exons.
GUUUUUGCGCCAUAUCCCUUGCCCCCAUUUGUUUACCUCUCACAGUUCUCUGAGAGUGCAUAUCUCCAUUUCUCCACUUCGUCUACUGUCGUCCGUCGCGUUACCGUCCAAUAGUCUCCACAACACGACGCCCGCAACGAGAGACCCCUUGCGUCGAGCACCACUCCCCAUCGUCCAAGAAAACAAGCCAAACGCCUCAGCCCCAAGCCGCCGCCUCACUUUCAAAUCGAACGACCACGACACGUGACAGGAUUAGAUGAGAAAGCCGCCCACCUCUAGAAAGACGCGGCGAGAAAAUCAUGUUCUUCGUCAGUGAAUAAGAACAGCAGUGACCCUAUCUCCAGUUCUCUAACUGCACAUGGAGCGAUGGCUACAAAGAAUCUACAAAAUAAGAAAGCAGAUGGAAAAUCUCAAGUAACCUCUAAUGGCCUACCGAGAAAGGAUGCUCUGAGUGGCUCAAAAUCACAGCACAUCAACCAAUCGGGUUUAUCUGUAGCAAGAAAAAAGCAUGUCCAUGCUCAGGUUGAAGAGUUGAACCUCGGGUCCAGGGUGUGACCACAACAACAAACAAUGUUUUACUCUCAAACAUUUUUGGCGCGAAAAGGGCCACUGGGAACGGUGUGGUGUGCCGCUCAUCUUCAACAUCGCCUCAAAAAGUCUCACUACAGUUCCACCGAUAUCCCCUCCACCGUCGAUCGAAUCAUGUUUCCGGAAGUUCCCAUUGCCCUCAGAAUGUCGGGCCACCUUUUAUUAGGUGUUGUUCGGAUAUAUUCGAAGAAGGUGGAUUAUUUGUUCCAGGACUGUAAUGCUGUUUUGAAUGGCUUAAGAAAGGCCUUUGCGUCUAUAGAUCUCAAUUUGCCGGAGGAUGCUAGACAGGCACCGGUUCAGUCUAUCACUUUGCCAGACACGUUUGACCUCGAUACGUUGGAUUUGGACCAUGAUAUUUACGAUGAGGGGUCCCCAGAUAAUCACCUCAAGAGUCGAGAGGAGAUUACUUUAGCAGAUCAAAUUCCUAUUGGAAGAGACCCUUAUGUUGCUAUUUCUUUUGAUGAGGAUUUCAUGAUGAUGGAUUCCUCACGUCCAGAAGUGUUUCCUGACUCUGAUGUCAGGCUGAUGGAUGGCAUUCUCCCUUCACCUCCGGUGAAUGGUAAUGAUGGAUUUCAACAUCCCGAUCUCGAUCCAAGUAAUCUGAGGGAACAACAUAACUUGAGGCUUAGCAAUGACGAGAACCCUCAAAGUUAUCCACAUGAUGUGGAAUCUCGAGAUGAGAGUCCAAGUAAUCAGACAGAGAUGCUUGAUAACGAUGCCGAUAUCCCCCAAGAUCUUCCAGAGAGGGAAAUACUACGUGAUUCUGUUCAUGGUUUUGGCUUAGAAAACCUUCCUCCAAUAUUUCCAGAUUCUGGGGACGACCUAGGCGGAAUGAACAGAUCCUUAGACCAAACAAUGAAUGAGAAGGAAACCUUCCCUCCAAUCAUGGAUGAAAAUUUAUUGUCUGUAGGGCAGUCUUUACCAUUUCAGCAACAUUCAGAAUCACCACCUUCUGCAGCUUCCCAACCGGCUACCGAGAUUUUUGAUGCACAUGUUUCAUUGAGUGUGCCAAUGGAUAUUUCUCCUGGGCUAGGGAUUAUUCGAUCAACUCCACCUGUUAAGCAGCCAAAAGCAAGAAAGAAGAAGAGAAAACAAUUCUUUGAUGAGUCCACAGUGUUGACUAACAAACUUAUGAAGAAGUCUCUUGAAGAUUCUAGUGAUUUAUUGCGGAAGAAAAGGGAUGCCCCUUGCUCUACUUUGGGUAUCUGGAAGUUAAACAACACUUUACGAAAGGAACAAGUUUUUCACCAGCCUUCAUUGACUGGGUUGUGUUUGGAUCUCUGUGAUAUUUUCAAGGACCUCACAUCUACAAAACCCCAUCUCAUUUUCUCUGAGGAAACUUUUCCAGAUCCUAAAAUUGCAGCAUCUCCUGCUUCAACAAAUGAAGCUUUCCUGGAGCCGAGGGUUUCACAAUCUCCUGCUUCAACAAAUGAAGCUUUCCUGGAGCCGAGGGAUGCUCAAUCUCCUGUUGUUGUGCCUGAACUUGACAUGGAAAUUGAACGUCCUCGAAAUAUCGAAGCCUUUGAUGGCGGCAGCUUCUUACCUGAAUUUGUGCCAUCCCAAGCUAGAUUCACGCCUUCUCCUAUUAGAAGAUGUGACUUUACUCCUGCAACAACCAUUGAGACCAGGGUAUCUACACCCCAUCUAGCAGCAUCCACCGGAACUGGUGGGUCUGAGAAGAGAAGAAGAAUGACAUUUUCAGAGGAGCAUCUAAGUCUAAAGAACACUGGUCUCUCAGACAUUCCCGGUUUGAUGAAUUCUGCCGAAGCAGAUGACCUUUACUUUUUGGAAGAAGAUAACAAUACCCCAACAGCAGGAUCACAAGGAACGGGAAGAAUAGAUUCAUUGUCUGCAAGAACCAGGGCUGUUGCUCAAUAUUUAAAAAGACAUUCUCCUUUCAGUGCAAGCUCAGAAGGUCUAUCUGGAGAUCUCAUUUUGAACAAGACUUUAGAAGGAAGGACAAGAAAGUUAUGUGCCCGCAUGUUUUAUGAGACGCUUGUUUUGAAGAGUUAUGGACUUGUCGAUGUUCAACAAGAAGAACCUUUCAGCGAUAUUCGUUUGAAGUUGACGCCUACGCUUUCGAAGACUCAAAUCUGAGUUAAAAAGUUGGGCCAUGUGCUUACAUUGCCUUCAUGUAUAAAGGUAAGAUCUAGCUACUAUUUAUUGUACAGUGCAAAGGUUGAUACAGUGGCGUCCAACACCUUCAUCGGCAUUCUUUAGGGCUAGGUGUGGAGUGGAUUAUACGUUCGUUUUUGUUGGGGAAGAAGGAUGGAAGAACGUGUAAUUUAUAAUUAAAAGGGAAGUGAAAAGUGUUUGCUAGUUUGUGUGCGUGCGUGCGUCUCCGAUGCCCUUCUUAU